UGGAGAACAUCCUCCUGGAUGAGAGAGGGCACCUCAAGCUGACGGAUUUCGGCCUCUCCCGGUACCUGCAGUGGGGCGAGCGAGCCCACACCAUCUGUGGCACCCUGCAGUACAUGGCCCCGGAGGUGCUGAGCGGGGGGCCCUACAGCCAUGCAGCCGACUGGUGGUCCUUGGGAGUCCUGCUCUUCGCCCUGGCCAGUGGGGAGUUCCCUGUGGCUCCAGCGGGGGACCACGUGGCCAUGCUGGAACGUGUCAAACAGAGCAGCUACGAGAGCCCACCCGAGUUCAGCCCCGAGCUGGCCCGGCUGCUCGCCGAGCUGCUGUGCCACAACCCCCUGUACCGCCUGCGCUACCUGCACCACUUUCAGGGCCACCCCUUCUUCCGCGGGGUGGCCUUCGACGCUGAGCUGCUGCAGAAGGACCCGGUGGUGGUGGCAGUGGCCCCGCGACCCCCCGAGCAGCCCCCACCCGACCCCGCCACUUUCGCCGACUUUGACUGCGACCUCGCCGCCCCGCCGGACCGGCCGUGGCCCGGCUGAGCCAGCACGGCUGGGACCCUCGGCAUCGCUCAGGGACAUCCCCCCACCCCGGCAGCGGGUCGGACCGCGCUGGGCCGGGUCCCCAAGGGGUUACCCGGGUACCCCCCGGGGACCUCAACUGUGUACCUCUCCCCGCGGGAGCAAUAAACCGAGAGCCGCGGGCACUGCUGCGGGCGCUGCUGCGGGCACUGCCCUGACUCGUGCUGGGCAAAGCGGGACCAGCGGGGCAGGGGCGCGGGGCUGGACCCGCUCCCUCGGGGCAGCUCUGGGGGCUGUGUGGGGUGGUUUUCCCGGGGCAGGCGGUGAGGGAGGAGCCGAGUCCGCCUGCCCAUCCUUCUGUCCAUCACUCCGUCCAUCCGUCUGUCCGUUCCCCGGCGCGACUGGGGCGUGGUCAAUGGAUGAAACCACGCCCACCCACCCGCCCAUCACCGGCCGUGCCCCCGCCCCAACGGUCGCCCCGCGGGGUGACGCGCGCGCGGCGCAGCCAAUCAGAACAGAGCGUGGUUUUCAAACGGGCGGCGCGCGGGCGGCGGCGGGCCCGGACCGGGAACCGAGACCGAGACCGGGAACCGCGACAGCCCCGACCCCAACCCGGCGGGCCGGACCGGGAACCAGGCCCGAGACCGAGACCAGCCCGAUCCCAACCCAGUGGGCCCGGACCGGGAACCGAGACCGGGAACCGAGACCAGCCCGAACCCGGCGGGCCCGGAGCGCAGACGGGAGCGGGGCCGAGAGCAGCCGUAGUCGAGGCCGGGCCCGGGAGCGCUGCCGGGCCAUGCAGCGCGCCAGGACCCCCGCCGCGCAGAAGCAGCCCCGGCGCACCCCGCUGCAGGAGCUGAAGCUGCAGUCGGGCGCCGACCGGACCAGCCUGACCCCCCUGCUCCGCCGGCUGCGGCUCAAGGACCAUGACUGUGCCACCCCAGUGUCCUGUGCCCGGGGCCCCCGCAGCAGCAUCACCACGGUGCCUUGCGCCCCAGGAGCCCCGCGAAGUGCCACCCUGGAGCCCCCCAGCAGCACCACUGUGGAGUCCCCCAGGACCUCCACCCAUGACCUCGGGACUCCCAUCCUUAAGCCUGGUGCCUCUGAGGCUCCCAGCAACGCCACCCUUGUUCCUGGUGCUUUGGAGACCUCCAGCAGCACCAGCCCAGAGGCCCCUGGCAGUCCUGUCCCAGUGUCCAGCAUGCCAGAGCUCCCUGAUGACACCGUGUCAGCCCCUGUCAGCAGUCCAGUCCUGGGACCCAGCACACAGGAACCCUCUAGCAGCACUGUGCCAGCCUCUGUGUGCAGCUCCAUCCCAGUGCCCAGCACACAGGAACCCUCUAGCAGCACUGUGCCAGCCUCUGUGUGCAGCUCCAUCCCAGUGCCCAGCACCCCAGAGUGCUCCAGCAGCACUGUGCCAGUCUCUGUGUGCAGUUCCAUCCCUCUGCCCAGCAUCCCAGAGUGCUCCAGCUCCAUCCCGGUGCCCAGCACCCCAGAGCCCUCUAGCAGCACCAUUCCAGUCUCCCUGUGCAGUUCCAUCCCUGUGUCUGGCACCCCUGUGCCUGGCACCCCAGAGCCCUCCAGCAGCACAAUUCCAGUUCCUCUGUGCAGCUCCAUCCUAGGAUCCAGCACCCCGGAGUGCUCCAGCAGCACCGUGCCAGUCUCCCUGUGCAGCUCCAUCCCUGUGCCCAGCACCCCAGAGCGCUCCAGCAGCACCAUUCCAGUUCCCCUGUGCAGCUCCAUCCUAGGAUCCAGUACCCCAGAGCCCUCCAGCAGCACUGUGCCAGCCUCUGUGUGCAGUUCCAUCCCUGUGCCCAGCACCCCAGAGCGCUCCAGCAGCACCAUUCCAGUUCCCCUGUGCAGCUCCAUCCUAGGAUCCAGCACCCCAGAGUGCCCUGGCCACACGGUGCCAGUGUCCCCGUGCAGUUCCAUCCCAGUGGGCAGUAUCUUGGAGUCCCCUGGCAGCACCAUGUGCAGCCUUGUCCUGGGGCCCUGCGCUCUGGAAUCCCCUGGCAGCACCACCCCAGGGCUCCCCAGCAUUAUUAGCUCGGUGUCUUGCAACCCAAAGUCUCCAGGCAGCUCUGCUCUACCCCCCUGCAGUGCUGGGUCCCCUGGCAAUGCCAGCACAGCCGCCUGCACCCCAGGGCCCCCUGGCACCACCUCCACUCCGCAGAAGACUCCUUUCCGUAGGUGGCGAGCAGCACCUCCAGACUUCUCCUGCAGCUCUGUGGCCUCUGAGCCCCCAUCUGCAAAUGGGAGUGCUGAUCAUCUGCAUUGCCAAGGCACCCCUGAGGGAGCCGAGUUCCCCGUCCCUGUCCCCCCAGAACAGAGCCCACCUGGCCUCCCUCCCAUCGAGGCAAGUGGGUUGGAGCCUGCUGGGUCAGAAGCCACUGUCACCCCUGUCACCUCGCCUGAAUCAACCCUGGGUGCUGUGUCCUGGAUGUUACCACUGGUGUGGCUGGAGAAGACCCUCAACACCUCGUUCCUGGUGGAAUCCCUGCGGCACAGCCUGCCCCUCCGCAAGGUACAGCAGGAUGCCAGCAGCAGUGUCACCCCCGUGCCCACUGCAGUCGCCAGCACCAGCACAACCCCAGUGCCAACUGUGGUCGCUGGCACCAGCAUAACCCCUGUGUCCACUGUGGUCACUGGCACCAGCACGACCCCAGUGCCAACUGUGGUCACUGGCACCAGCACGACCCCAGUGCCAACUGUGGUCGCUGGCACCAGCACGACCCCAGUGCCAACUGUGGUCACUGGCACCAGCAUGACCCCAGUGCCAACUGUGGUUGCUGGCACCAGCACGACACCAGUGCCCACCACAGCCAUUGGAACCAGCAUGACCCCAGUGCCCUCUAUGGCCACGGGCACCAGCAUGACCCCGGUGCUCUCCGUGGCCACCGGCACCUUCAUGACACCUCGGGACGUGUGGGAGAGGAGCAUGAACACAUCCAGGGGAAGCCUCCCCUGUGCCAAGGACAGCGCUGCGGAAACAGACUCCCUGCUCUGGCACUGUCCCCGGGAGCAGCUGAAGACCCUGCCACGGGCAGAGCUGGAGGGGAGGCUGGAGAGCACCCUCAUCAUCAUCGAAGCCCUCUCGCUGCAGCUGCGUGACUGGCAGGAGAGCCAGCGGCCACGGCCUGGCGUGGGGCCGGCCAGGCAGAGAGAUGUGCUCACACAGACUGACACCACCGACCCCGAAGGGAGCACCUGGAGCAGCCAGAGCCUCCUGUUCCGGGGCCUCGCGGAUGCCACUUUUCGGAGCUUGCAGGAUGUGCGGGGAGCCCUUGUGCAGGAGCAGGAGCAGGAGAGGACCCUGGUGUCCCAGUGCCAGGCUGUGCCUGAGAGUGCUCCCAGCAAGGUGCAGAGCUGCCUGGGAGAGUGGGAUGCCAUCAGGCAGCGAGUGGAUGAAGCCCUACGAGCCAAGGAUCAGGGAUAUCUCUUCCUGGAGGCUUUCUGUGCCCACGCCAGCGCCCAGAUCAGUGCCCGUGACCAGAGCCUGGCCUCCCAGCAAGAGCUGAGCAUGCUGCUGGCCCAAGCCAUUGACCUGCAGGCAUCCCUGUCUGCUGAGACACAGUCUUUCCGGGAAUUCUUAGAUGCCACCUUUGAAAAUCUGCAGAAGGAAAGGAGGGCCCUGGAUGAGGAGCGGGAGCAGAUGAGGGCCCUGGUGUCCCAGUCCUGUGCCCUGUUGGAGCGUGUGCCUGGCAAGCUGCAGAGCUGCCUGGAGGAGCUGGCUGCCACACGGGAACGAGCAGAGGAAGCUCUUCAAGCCAAGGAGGAGGUAUCCUGCCAGCUGCAUGAGACCUUGGUGACCCUGCAGGACACAGAGGCUCAGCUGGAGCAGCUGACAGUGGCCAACUCCCGCCUGGGCAAAGACCUGAGCUCCGUGAUGAUAAAUCUGGCCAGCAUGGAGCAGGAACGGGAUGCACUGCAGCAGGAGAAUGAGAAGCAGUGCGAGGAGAUGGCCCAGCUGGCACAGGAGAGGAACACCCUGCAGCAGGAUUGCAAGGGGCUGUGCCAGGAGCUGCAGGAGGCCACCGAGUGCCGGGAGUUCCUGGAUCAGGAGAACCAAAUGUGCCGCACGCAGCUGCUGGAGGUGGAGGGCAGGCUGAACUCCACGCUGGCCCGGCUGCAGGAGUGUGUCCUGCAGCACGACGAGCUGAUGGAGUCCCACCAACGCCUGCGGGAAGAGAAGGCUGCCCUCAGCAAGGAGCUGGACAGCACCAAGGCCGAGCUCCUCAGCUUGCAGACAAAGAGGAACAAAGUUUCUUGGUGCUCCACGGACAUUAUGGAGAGCAAGAUGCGGUUGCAGGAGCUCGCUGACUGCCUCAAGGCUGCUCUGGAAGAGCAGGAUGAUGAUGAUGCUCCAUCGAGAAGCAAAGCCUGGACCCCGGGUCCCCUGGCCUCGAGCUGGCAGACCCCACGCCGUGCCUGGACCCCGGCCAUCCGCACCCCGGCCUUCCACACCCCGGCCUUCCACACCCCACACCGCGCCGGCAGCUCCUUCGUGGGCAGCGUCCUGAAAGCUGUGGCAGGGAAAGAUGCCAGUGAAACCACCAGAAGUGGGAGUAAAGUUGCCAAGGACAAACUUGCAUCCAUGUCAAAGGCAAUAGAUCCUGAGGACACUCUGCUGGAGAGUGUAAAGGAGCUGAGAGCUGUGGUCUCCAGCCUUACCAUGCUGAGCUCCCGCAUCCAGGAACUGGAGCAGAGCGAGUUCAGGGCACUGCAGACAGAAAUCUCUGAGCUGCAGCUCCGCCUGGAGACACUGACAGCUGAGAGCCAGGAGAAGGUGGAUGCCCAAGCUGCCACCAUUGCCAAGCUGAACAAGGCACUGAGGACCAAGCUUGAGAAUGAGAAGGAGCUGCAGGACGUGGUGAAACAGCAGGAAGAGAAGAUGUUGCAACUCAUCGACAAGAGUGGGGAAGUCAUGAGGCUGAAGGCAGAAGUCUCCGACCUGAAGCGCCUGCUCCAGCGUGCAGAGACAGAGGCCAAGGUGCUGUGGGAGGAGAUGAGGGGCAAGGAGCACCAGGUGGACACUGCCUACAUCCAGGAGCGGGUCAUGCUGCGGCGGGAGGUGGAUAAACUGCGGCUGCUGCUCGUGGAAAAAGAGAACGAGAACAUACGGCUCAAUGACAACUACCAGGAACAGGUCCGAGGGCUGGACAUGAAGCUCCAUCAUACCCAGAAAGUGCUGAGGACCCAUGAGGAGAUGCAGAAGAAGAUAAAAGAGGUCUUGUCGGCUGUCCCUGAGGUGGCUCUGGGUUGCCAGGAGCUCCAGAGCCUGCUGCACUACCUGGGCCUGAAGCCAGCCAGCAAGGAAGCUGCCGAGCCGCUAUAGCCUGUAGCCUGAAACCUUUCCUGUUUUUAAUGUUGUAAUUAUUUAUUGAAUAAAGUUGUGUUGGCUGUUA
Messenger RNA from Passer domesticus (house sparrow), 5923 nucleotides. It is a transcript of the gene SPAG5, whose product is annotated as sperm associated antigen 5. Lineage: Eukaryota; Metazoa; Chordata; Aves; Passeriformes; Passeridae. Gene Ontology annotation, biological process: regulation of attachment of spindle microtubules to kinetochore; cell division. The transcript is spliced from 27 exons. The coding region runs from base 151 to 5853 and encodes 1900 amino acids. The record is from RefSeq and is a predicted model, not a curated record.